Mycena indigotica is the source of this 1632-nucleotide messenger RNA. RefSeq names its product MFS general substrate transporter. Gene Ontology annotation, biological process: transmembrane transport. Gene Ontology annotation, cellular component: membrane. Gene Ontology annotation, molecular function: transmembrane transporter activity. The coding region runs from base 1 to 1632 and encodes 543 amino acids. The transcript has 22 exons. The record is from RefSeq and is a predicted model, not a curated record. Lineage: Eukaryota; Fungi; Basidiomycota; Agaricomycetes; Agaricales; Mycenaceae.
AUGAUUGCAAUUAAACCGGAGGAAUCGCUUCUGCAACCAUGUCCAAGCCAGCCAACCAUGAAGACCGCAUCGAGGACGCAAAGGAGGUGUAUUCCAUCGGUAGUGGAGAAGCGCAAGGCUAGUUUCCCCGCUGGCGGUAUCGAUGCGGAAGUAGUGCAAUUUUUCGCCCAGACACAACGGGAUGAGCCUGUUGUAAUUGAUGAAGCCACUAACAUACGCCUGCGCUGGAUGGUCCACAAACGAGUCUUGACUGUCAUGGUCAUUACAUAUUGUUGGUCGCAUUCGCCCAGACACUGGACAAAGGCACUCUUAACUUCGCCAGUAUCAUGGGCAAGAAUUAUUCCGGACACCCACCUCCAUGGCCAACAAUAUGCUUGGCUUACGACUUGUGUUUAUAUUGCUAUCCUCCUCUGGGAGUUCCCCACAAAUCGCUUGAUUCAGCGACUGCCAAUUGCCAAAUAUCUUGGCUUCUGUAUCAGCAGUUGGGGCCUAGUUCUCGCGAUGACCGCUAUUUGCAAGAACUUCACCGGUCUAGUAAUUGUGCGAACCUUACUAGGCAUGCUCGAGUGUGUCUGUCAACCAGCAUUUGUGUACCUCUCCACGAUGUACUACACGCGUGCUGAGCAAGCACUCGUCAUCGGCUCCUUUUACUCUAUGAACGGAUUCCAACAGUGUGUUGGCGGCUUGAUUGGUUACGGAAUUUCGCAGAUUCAGCACCAAAGCCUGAAAAACUGGCAGAUUCUGUUCACACUUCUUGGAUGCUUGACCUUCGCAUGGGGACUAUUCGUUCUGUGGUGGCUCCCGGAUAGUCCUAUGCGGGCUACUUGCUGGUCGCCUGAGGAUCGUCUUCUAAUCGCUGAACGUGUCCGAAAGAAUGAAACCGGAAUUCAGAACCGCAUUUUCAAACUCCAUCAAGCUUGGGAGGCAUUCCGUGACCCGACCGUCUGGCUCGUGACGCUGAUUUCGUUCACAAAUGCUUUGCCUACCGGCGGACUGGGUGCUUUCUCUAACCUGAUUUUAGUUGCCUUCGGCUUCACAACGCUGCAGACCUAUCUGCUUGCUAUUGCGCAAGGGUCGAUCAUAAUGCUCUUCCUGUUUAGUUCAACAUACCUGGCCAAAGUUUACAACCAGAAGCUCAUCCUUGCCUUCAUAUACACGCUGCCCAACAUCGCGGGCACCAUUGUGUUCAUUUGCGUCAAAACCACCGCUCACACGAAAGUGGGCCUGCUUUUAGCGUUCUACUGCAUGCAGGGUUUCGGCGCAGUCGCGGUGUUAAACUUGGCGGUCAUGUCAAACAAUAUUGGCGGCCGGAGUAAACAGGUCAUUGCUUCGAGCCUGGUUUUCAUUGCGUGGGCCACAGGAAAUGCGAUAGGGCCUCAAGUGUUCCGCGACAACGACAAGCCCCGGUAUAUCCGCGCCUUCAUCGCUCAUCUGGUCAUGUACGGCCUCCAGCUUGCCACCAUUGUCGUGUUAAGACUCCGCCUCAUGCGCCUGAACGUUCUCAAGCGACGCGAGCAGGCGCUUGAGCCGUCCAAAGCAAAUGGUGAACUAGCAAACGAGCAUAUUUCACACAGACAAGCCUUUGAUGACCUUACCGACUGGGAGAACCGGGAUUUCCGAUACGUUUAUUAG